Molecule: messenger RNA, 1722 nt
Organism: Purpureocillium takamizusanense
Lineage: Eukaryota; Fungi; Ascomycota; Sordariomycetes; Hypocreales; Ophiocordycipitaceae
Gene: SEN54
Product: tRNA-splicing endonuclease subunit sen54
Exons: 3
Coding region: 274-1722 (482 amino acids)
Biological process (GO): tRNA-type intron splice site recognition and cleavage
Cellular component (GO): tRNA-intron endonuclease complex
Source: RefSeq, a predicted model, not a curated record
ACUGAGAAAGGACCACCACAGCGUCGGACAACCCAUGCUCGAUUGAGAUUUUUUCAUCAUUUGAUGAGGGAGAUCCGCUGGAACGCUCGCUUUGGGGCCUUGUGAGAACAUCUGGUCCGAUACUGGACCUCACCAUCGGCCACCACCCACGACCAUCUAUCCCUGGGCUGGCCCAAACCUCAGGAAACAAGCCAGACUACAGGACAGUCCAGCAAAGCAGACACGCCGCUCGCCCGUUCCGCUCUGCCAUAGGCCCCGGAAGGAACCGCAGGCAUGCCGUUCGACGACGACGACGACCCGCUGCAGGCGCCUGGCCUGCCUGCCGCCCAGCCCAUCGCAGGGGGUGCCGCGCGCAACCUCGAGGAUGAAGACGGCAUGGAGGACGAUGGGCUGCCCGACUACAAGCUCUUUGCGGCCAUGUUCGAGAAGAGGGGCGUCUCGAGCAAGACGAUCCGCAAGGGCGAGAAGGACUUUGAGUCGCACGGCACGCGCGCCCAGGACGGCGCCCUCGAGGCGAGCCGCCGCGCCAUGGAGGAGGUGCUCGGGUACACGCGCACGCACCGCUCCGACGCGUGGAUACGGGCGUGGUACUUUCCCGACUGGUGGACCGUUGAAGCCGCAGACCGUCUGGCAGCGCCGGCGCCGGCGCGUGCUGCCACCACUGCUGGAGCCGCCGGCCGGGAGCAGAGCGGCCAGACGCAGCCUGAUGCCUGGCUGGCGGACCGCGUCGUCGUCAUGGAGCACGAAAAGGGCAGCUGGAUGAAAGACAUUGGCCGCACCGUCCCCGGGAGCAAAGACCGGCCAGGAGUCGGGCGCCUGUGGCUGCUCCCCGAAGAGGCUCUCUACCUCGUUGAGCGCGGCACCGUGGACCUGUGGUGGCCGGACCUGGAGCUGCCGGAGCUGCUUCCCGUGGGUGAGAUGCCGUCACCGGGUUAUGGCCACGACGAUUACGAUGUCGGGCUGCCACUGAGCGUGGAGGCGGCAUACUCACUACUCAUCGGCUACGACGGCGACAGGGGAAAGACGACUCUGGCGAAGUACCAGGUAUACACGCAUCUGAAGCGUGCGGGCUUUCACAUUCUACGAGCGCCGCCGGAUGGGUCAUCUACGACCGAGGAUAGGGACGAGUUGCAGGGCCGUUCGCCGCGGCAGAGUCUCUGGCAGUGGCUCUUCUCGUUCGUGCCGAGCUGGGAGAGAAGACCGAAGCGCGAUCCCAUGGGGCCCCUCGUUUCUCCCGGGCUAUAUCGCUCCUACGGCCCCAUCUACCAGCGCCUCGCGCUCCUCCCACGACACAAGCCUAGCCCGCGCCGCCCAGCGUCCAGUCACAGCGGGACGCAGGAGCCGUUCCGGGUACACUACCACGUGUGGAAGCCCGGCGGCGCGCCCUUUUCCAAGAAGAGCCCCCCGCCGCCCGACUUCCGCAUCGCCGUCGCCGACACGGCCGAGUCCGGGGUGCCGACGCUGGAGGAGGUCGACGCGCUGCUGGGGUCGACGCCGUGGAGCCCGCCGGGGGAGUCGAUGCGGGGGCCUGGCCGGCUGUACCAGCGGCUCAAGCACGGGUACCGCAACGUGCUGGUGGCGGUGGUGGACUGCGGGCUGGUCAACUUCAUGAGGUUCGGGGAGGCGGCGUUUGGUGAGGAGAGGCUGUUUGAGCGGUUCGAUGGCGCUGGUGGCGGCAGGGGCGGCAAGAAGAGCGGCCGGGGCGGCGGCGACAGGCAUUGA